Messenger RNA from Spea bombifrons (plains spadefoot toad), 1576 nucleotides. RefSeq names its product capping protein regulator and myosin 1 linker 2 (gene CARMIL2). The transcript is spliced from 10 exons. The record is from RefSeq and is a predicted model, not a curated record. The coding region runs from base 42 to 1541 and encodes 499 amino acids. Lineage: Eukaryota; Metazoa; Chordata; Amphibia; Anura; Pelobatidae.
GCUUGUUUCCUUCCCCCCAGCCUUCGUGUAUAGAUCACCUUAUGGACCUUCCAACAGAGGGUGAGAAAUUGCAGCAUUAUACCCGCCAGAGACCCAGACCCAAUAGAGUCUGCCGAAAGCCUCCAAGAAAAUCUCAUGGACUGUCUUCAUAUAGUGAAAGUGCAGAUAAAAUUCAAACUGAAGUAUGCCCUAAAGUGGACGAGGGAAUAGAUGAAUUCUUCUCAAAGAAAAUCAUCCAAGAAUAUCACCAGUCUCCACUCCAUGUUUCUUCGGGAACCGUCACACUUUCACCAUCAGGAUCAAGAACCUUCAAAAAGAAGAUAGGAGAGUUUUUUGCACUUAGAAAGCCAAGAUCGGCCAAAAGCGCAAAGUUUGAAAAAGAACAAAACCUGGUAGUUGCAAAAGGCAGGAAACAGAGUUCAGCAAAUGUAUUGAGGCCCCUAUGCAAGAGUGGAGAGACAGCAGAGUGGCAGGAUGCAGACAAAGAUGUCACAUCUCCAGAGAUAAGAUCUGUUGUUGACUCUACAUGGACCCCAGAUGCUGCAAGGAGAAUCAAACCAAGAUACUCAAGAGAAGGAAAAUCUCAAUCACUGAUUAUCCUUUCACGGGAUGAUGAAGAGUCAUUUGCAAAUAAACAGAAAAAACAUUAUGGAAAAAACGAUGACGAUGUUUGCAACACAUUUGAGCACAGAGUUCACAGCAUGCUACAUCGUAUUGGUGUUACACGGAUCUUAUCAUCCGAAAUGAAGAAAAAGCAGAGUAAAGAUGGUGAAAUCAAAAAAGCUGGAUCAGAAGGAGACAUUGUGGAUAAUUCUGCUGAUUCCCCACCACCAUCUCUAAAAGUUCGAACUCAUUCAUUGUCCACAGCAGAGAGAAUAUCUCCAAACAUAGCUGACCCGCUUCACAAUCCUACAGAAGGCAUGCAAGUCUGGAAAAGCCUAAGAAAACAGCUAAACACAGAGCUCAAGGGGAGGCAUAUGGAACUUCACUCUUCGCCAAGAAGAUCCUUAGCAAUCAUUGAUCAUGUUGAAACAACCUUACAAAAAAAAACAGGGGGCAGUCUACCAGCAUUUGAACAAUGUUCUCCCGUCCCUUCACUCAGCCGAAGCACUCAUUUGGGCAUCACUUCUGAGGCAAACAACUCAACUAUUAAAGUUUUUGGGGAAGAAGAAAAUGUCAUCAAACCGCAGCUUCGUUUAAAGCAAUUUCAGAGUAGGAGAGCUGUCUCGGCACAUGAAGAUCAGCUUAGAGAACAGGGAUAUACGUCUGAAUUGGCCAAUGUUGAAAUCCCUGUUGCUCAACUACAGAGGUCACCAGUAAUAAAACUGAAACAGCUAAGUGAAAAUUUCACUGAGACUAAAUGUAUGAAAGACACACGAGAUUCAAAGAAGUGUGACCAACAAAGGAAACCCCCAGAUUCCCCAUUGCCAAUGAAAUCAGAAGGAACCACAACAAGUAUUGCUUUAGAAACUGCACAAAAUACAGCCAUAGACCAAAGAAUUGAGAUUACAUCAAACCACUCACCCACUGACAGUAACUAAUACACAGUAUUUGAAUUGGUUGCCCUAUUACUUGA